This is a messenger RNA of Plasmopara halstedii, 246 nucleotides long. RefSeq lists its product as uncharacterized. Bases 1 to 246 code for a protein of 81 amino acids. NCBI's taxonomy places the organism in Eukaryota, Oomycota, Peronosporomycetes, Peronosporales, Peronosporaceae. The transcript is spliced from 2 exons. The record is from RefSeq and is a predicted model, not a curated record.
AUGGCUGACUGCGCAGUCGCAAACGACCUACCAGUUGGAACGGGUGUUUUACAGUUGAAUCACAUAUUACGAGUUCUUUUUCCUCUCCCGUUCUUCUUCGACAGUUGCCAAAAGUUUGUUAUUAGCAUUUCACGAAGUAGCUUACACUAUAGCGAAAUGGGCCGCGUUGUAGACGAUGCCGACACUUGGUUCGAGGGUGACGAACGUCGUUCAUCUUCGAGUGCUUCGGAAUUUGACUGGGAUUAA